Molecule: messenger RNA, 925 nt
Organism: Kickxella alabastrina
Lineage: Eukaryota; Fungi; Kickxellomycota; Kickxellomycetes; Kickxellales; Kickxellaceae
Product: tRNA intron endonuclease
Exons: 4
Coding region: 85-582 (165 amino acids)
Biological process (GO): tRNA splicing, via endonucleolytic cleavage and ligation; tRNA-type intron splice site recognition and cleavage
Molecular function (GO): nucleic acid binding; tRNA-intron lyase activity
Source: RefSeq, a predicted model, not a curated record
CUCCUUCACUCUGUAUUAAUUUUAUCCAACUUAUUAUUUCCACUCUUUGUACACCUCAAAUAUACACAAAAAUACAUAGAUUGAAUGCAGCAGGAUGCACCAUAUAAUGUCAAGUGGUCGGACAACGGCCAAAUACUUGUGUUCGACGCCGAUACCGUAAUGCGGCUGCGCAGGGACCAUCGCCUUGUCGGUGCCCUGGAGGGCUGUCAUCCGAGCAACCCGCACCAAAAUGGCUACUUUGGUCUCCCACUGAUUCUGCUCCCCGAAGAAACCGCCUAUUUACUAGAACUCAACGCCAUUCAUAAUCCUCCGCUGACCACUCAUUGCUGUGGCCAAAGUCUGCCCGACCUCCAUAGUCGCGGUUAUUAUUUAACUCGUGGCCUGAAAUACGGCGCUGACUAUCUGCUAUACCCAGGCGAGCCUAUGCGGUACCAUUCGAGCCACGCUGUCACUCUGGUAGACCACGGCGUUUCAAUUACGCCGCGUGAACUUAUUACGCUUGGUCGUUUGGGAACGGCCGUGAAGAAGAUCCGCCUGCUCAAAUUCACUCACAUAACCAUGAACUGGUCUGCGAUCGGUUAAAAAUAAUAAAUAAAAAAGAAUAAACAGUACUUUGAUUCAUAAUAUAAAAAAUGGCUCUCCCAAAGAAAAAAAAACAGAUUCUUGAGAGUGUGUAUGAGAGAAAGAAAGAAAGUGAAAUAAAAUUUAGUUCUUUGUGCUGGUCAGCUUGCCGUAAAUGUGGAGCAAAAACACAGAGGCAAUGAACACCAGGCUGAGAACCAGGACCACAACGGGAUCAACUUUGAGUCCGGGGGCGUCAUCUGAGUAAAGCCUCAUCAUCGUCUGCGUGCUACCGGUUGCCCGAGAAACUUGCCGGCUGUUGGCUCCACCGCGGCCAGAGGCGGAUGAUCCGCCACGACGAGCA